Messenger RNA from Photinus pyralis (common eastern firefly), 2490 nucleotides. RefSeq lists its product as uncharacterized. The coding region runs from base 211 to 2064 and encodes 617 amino acids. Lineage: Eukaryota; Metazoa; Arthropoda; Insecta; Coleoptera; Lampyridae. The record is from RefSeq and is a predicted model, not a curated record. The transcript is spliced from 3 exons.
UUGUAAAACAUUUACUCGGUUGUGGAAGUAGGAGCUACAUUUUUUAUUUACUGCUUCAUUGUAGAUUAGUUUACCAUGUGCUAGUGAGUGCGAAAGAGCAAAUAAGGAUAUUAUAGUGGUGCAGUGUUUGAAGUUUUUUUUUUUUAACAGCAAGAGGAUUCUUAAACAAGUACGUAAUCUACACAAACGAUCUCGAGCACUGGUAGCGCCAUGACCAAAUCCGCGGGCUUACCUUUAAGCGCUCUUCUGGCCGUGUUCAUAAUAAGGGUAAUCAACGGCGAUGCUCCACUAUCCGAUUCGGCAUCCCUCCCUGUCGAGCACAGAGCGGUGUACGGACCCCCGUUGUCGGGUCCCGGAUAUUCCCCACCCGCGAUAUUACAAGGUGGUGGAAUUAACGCGGACGAUCCGUGGCCCUUGGCUACUCCAGAUAUGCCACAAAUUAAACAUCUUCAAGUGCAAUGCGAAAAAACUCACAUGCGCGUCAACAUCGAAUUCGACCGCCCUUUCUACGGAAUGAUCUUCUCAAAGGGCUUUUACAGUGACCAACACUGCGUGCAUUUGAAAUCGGGAACCGGACAUCUUAGUGCGACGUUCGAAAUAUUCCUCAACAGUUGCGGAAUGUCAUCCUCUGCGAACCACAACGCCGCCAGUUACGGUGGGGCCACUCCGAGCGGCAGCUUUGUGGAAAACACAAUAAUAAUCCAGUACGACCCGUACGUGCAAGAAGUGUGGGAUCAAGCUCGCAAACUCAGAUGUACGUGGUACGACUUUUACGAAAAAGCGGUCACCUUUCGACCUUUCCAAGUCGACAUGUUACACGCAGUCACCGCAAACUUUCUUGGAGACAACUUGCAAUGUUGGAUGCAAAUACAAGUAGGAAAAGGGCCGUGGGCCUCGGAGGUUUCAGGAAUCGUCAAAAUUGGACAGACCAUGACCAUGGUGCUAGCUAUUAAGGACGAUGAAAACAAAUUCGAUAUGUUAGUAAGAAAUUGCGUGGCUCACGAUGGCAAACGUGCCCCGAUACAGCUAGUCGACCAAUAUGGGUGCGUUGUUAGACCAAAGAUUAUGAGCAAGUUUCAGAAAAUCAAAAACUUUGGACCUUCCGCUUCGGUGGUUUCGUUCGCGUAUUUUCAAGCAUUUAAGUUCCCAGAUUCAAUGAACGUGCACUUCCAAUGUGUCAUUCAGGUUUGUCGUUACAAUUGUCCCGAGCCAAAGUGUGGAGGGCAUGGACUAGCUUUACUGGGCGAUUAUGGUCAACCGGCGUUAAACAACCUGUUAGGUGCUGGAGACUUUGGUGUACACGGUGGUGGUUUAGCUGCUGAAUACGGCGCACCGACAUUACAGGAGUACGGAGUUCCGCCAGCCUUUCCAGAUCCGCGCCAUCCGUCUGGACCUACAGGUGCAUAUUCAGAACAAAACGCAGAAGUAGUUCCGCCUCCUCAGGCACAAUCUUCAGUUUCUUCUUCUACAUCUCUUCCACUCAAUCCAUCCUCGUCAGAUCCACAAAUUGCUUCCCAGGGUAGCAAUGAAAUACACUUGCCUCCUCCGCCGUUGUCCGUACACCAUGGGGCGUAUAAUACUAUUAAAAGGAAGAGCAGCAUCGUUGGCGAGUUGGAGGGUAAUUUGGCAACCCUAGGCGGACGCCCUAGGUCUGUUGAAAAUUUACCCAUGGAGCUUCAGGGAGUGAGAAGACGUCGCAGCCCGGAUGUAAUCCACGUUGUAACGACGAGGAUUUAUAAAAGAGAGGCUCAAGAAAUGACUGACGUAAAUACAAGCAGAACAAUUCAAGUGGUUGCACCGGGAGACGUCAACUUCGCUUUAAAUGCGGCGUCUAGCAACGAAACCGUGGUCAUACAGUCCGCAACUUCUGCAGAUCCUGAAACGAUUUGUAUGUCAGUUCCAAGUUUUGUAGCCGGAUUAGUGAUGUUACUCCUUGUGCUAAUUGUUGCGAGUUUAGUGGCCGCAUUUUUAUUCGUAAGGGUGCGGGCAAUUGACCGUAAAGGAGCAACUGCUUUUGUUAGUGCUAGAGGAUAUGACUCGGAAUUUGUGAAAGUGGCUAAUUGAUGCUAUUCGCGCAGUGCACUUCGGAGAUCCAAAGAAAUAGGCGAGCAAUGCGGGGCUCGCCUCGUACGUAAUAUCAUGUCACAUAUCUCGAUUAUUUAAUUAUUAACAAUUCAUCCCUUCUAAACAAUCAGCUUGUGAUCACUCUCGUAAUCGUUACAUUAUUUAUUUUAAGUUAUUCUUUUAUUUAUACGUCAUGUUGAACAUGUGUCGGUACCUAUGCUUCACAAUUUUCACAUGAUUACUCGAAAUUACGGCGAAAAAAAAUAUUUAUUGAAAGUACGUCAGCUCGUGAAACAUGUAUCCGGUCAUUCGAUAUUCCAUCUUCUGCCAUUGUGGAGCGAGAACUAGUCUCAUAAUUAAGAUGUAGACCACUUAUGUAAAUAAAUGUGUAUGAGAAUACUCAAAAUAAAACUAAUUUAACUACCA